Molecule: messenger RNA, 1365 nt
Organism: Emys orbicularis (European pond turtle)
Lineage: Eukaryota; Metazoa; Chordata; Testudines; Emydidae
Gene: DMRT3
Product: doublesex and mab-3 related transcription factor 3
Exons: 2
Coding region: 1-1365 (454 amino acids)
Biological process (GO): male sex differentiation; regulation of transcription by RNA polymerase II
Cellular component (GO): nucleus
Molecular function (GO): protein binding; RNA polymerase II cis-regulatory region sequence-specific DNA binding; DNA-binding transcription factor activity, RNA polymerase II-specific
Source: RefSeq, a predicted model, not a curated record
AUGAACGGCUACGGCUCCCCGUACCUGUACAUGGGCGGCCCGGUGUCCCAGCCGCCCCGGGCCCCCCUGCAGCGCACCCCGAAGUGCGCCCGCUGCCGCAACCACGGCGUGCUGUCCUGGCUGAAGGGCCACAAGCGCUACUGCCGCUUCAAGGACUGCACCUGCGAGAAGUGCAUCCUGAUCAUCGAGCGCCAGCGGGUCAUGGCCGCGCAGGUGGCGCUGCGCCGGCAGCAGGCCAACGAGAGCCUGGAGAGCCUCCUCCCGGACUCCCUGCGCGCCCUGCCCGGGCCCCCGCCGCCCGCCGCCAGCGGGGACUGCGCCCCGCAGAGACCCCCCGCCGCCGCCCUGCGCUGGGCCUCCGAGCAGCCCGCAGCCCUGCAGCCGCAGCUCCCCAAAGCAGACAUGACUGAGGAACGGUUGGGUGACGCAAGUGGAACAGAUAAUGCUGAGACCUACAGUGACAAAGACACAGACCAAAGGAGUUCCCCUGAUGUGACAAAAGCCAAAAGCUGCUUCACUCCCGAGAGCCCUGAAAUAGUGUCAGUGGAUGAAGGUGGUUAUGCAGCCCAGAAAAAUGGUGGCAGCACAGAGAGCAGACCAGAUAGUCCCAAGUACCACGCAGAACAGAAUCAUCUCCUGAUAGAAGGUCCAUCGGGGACAGUUUCUCUGCCUUUCAGUUUGAAGGCCAACAGGCCUCCUCUUGAAGUGUUAAAAAAAAUCUUCCCCAACCAAAAGCCAACUGUGCUUGAAUUAAUCUUGAAAGGCUGUGGGGGUGAUCUGGUGAGUGCUGUUGAGGUCCUUUUGUCCAGCCGAUCUUCAGUAACUGGUGGGGACAGAACUUCUACAGAAUCAGACAGUCUUGUUUUGCCUUCCAAUGGGCACAUUUUUGAACAUACACUGAGUUCAUAUCCUAUUUCCUCUUCUAAGUGGUCUGUAGGAUCAGCCUUUAGAGUUCCAGACACAUUGAGAUUCUCCACUGAUUCUAGUAGUGUUGUGCCAAAUCCUUUGGCUGUACCUUUACAGCACCCUUUCCCACAGCCACCACGAUACCCACUGAUGUUGAGGAACACUUUGGCGAGAAAUCAGUCCAGUCCUUUUCUACCUAAUGAUGUCACCUUAUGGAACACCAUGACACUGCAGCAGCAAUACCAGCUGAGGUCCCAGUAUGUCAGCCCAUUCUCUAGUAAUUCUACCAGUGUAUUCCGAAGUUCACCUGUCCUUCCUACUCGCUCAUCAGAAGAUCCCAGGAUCUCAAUCCCUGAUGAUGGAUGUCCAAUUGUGUCUAAACAACCUAUUUAUACAGAAGAUGACUAUGAUGAAAGAUCUGAUUCUUCAGACUCUAGAAUACUCAAUACAUCAUCUUAG